Messenger RNA from Schistosoma spindalis, 261 nucleotides. The record is from the annotation of a GenBank genome assembly. NCBI's taxonomy places the organism in Eukaryota, Metazoa, Platyhelminthes, Trematoda, Strigeidida, Schistosomatidae.
AUGGCUCAAGGAAAACUUAAAGUUAAAACCAAAUUACCCAAAGGAGUGAAAUCCGGUAAAAGUGAAAGGUCUUUACAAAAACAAUCCGCCAAACCAAUGCGCAAAGGGACUCGUGUUAUAAAACCAAAAAAAGAAAGACUAAAAGAAGCUCAUGAAAUGAAGAAGCAUAUGGAAAAAUUGUUAAAAAAAUCGGUGGAAAAACAAGCUAUUGAGAAAGUGUCAUCUUGUGAACCCCGUUCACUAAAAAUUGUAAAAGAAUAA